AUGGCUGCGAAACCCAUAGAGUGGCUACCACUCCCUGAGACGAACGGUAGUGUGAAACUGCAGUUACUAGAUGGGGGAAGCUUCAUCGCAAAUUAUGCUGUGCUACAUGCUGGAGUCAAAGAUGAAUCUUUUCGAAUGUAUAAUUGGGCAUUUCAUAUAUUUCAUCAUGCAACGAAUCGCCACAUCUUGUGGGAUCUUGGCCUAACCUCAAAUCCGAAUGACUAUACACCUUGGGUGAAUAAAUUCUUGAUCGAUGUUCUGAAACCUGUCAGCCCAAAGUUGUCGAUUUCGGAACAGCUCAAGCAAAGGGGGGUAAACGUUGAGGAAGUAGACUCAGUGAUUUUCAGUUCGUGUGGUCAUGCUCAUUGGGAUCACUCGCGGCCUAUACGAGAGUUCUUCCCAAACGCAACGGGUUAUUUCGGACCCGGGACGACAGACUUUUGCUCCCCUGGUCACCUAGUUGAUAGUAACUGUCAAUGGGAUGGUCGCUUUUUUGACCCAAAAAACAAGACCGAAACGUGGAAGGAGCUGAAUGGUCCAUGGGAGAAGUUUGGUCCUUUCACCAAGGCACUGGACUAUUUUGGUGAUGGCAGUUUCUGGAUCAUUCAAGCACCAGGCCACAUGCCAGGAAACCUCUGUGCAGUUGUAAAACUUGAAGAUGGGGAAUGGGUCCUUCUUGGUAGCGACUGCUGCCACUCUAGGGAGCUAUUUGAUGGCGUCCAUGAAAUAGCAGUUUGGAAACAACCCGACGGCAGCACCAGCUCUCUUCAAGCUGACCUAUGCGCGGCAAAAGAUACCAUCGCCAGGAUUAGAAUAAUGGAACAGGAUUUAAAGUGUUAA
This is a messenger RNA of Pseudogymnoascus verrucosus, 840 nucleotides long. RefSeq lists its product as uncharacterized. Lineage: Eukaryota; Fungi; Ascomycota; Leotiomycetes; Thelebolales; Thelebolaceae. The coding region runs from base 1 to 840 and encodes 279 amino acids. The record is from RefSeq and is a predicted model, not a curated record. The transcript is spliced from 5 exons.